AUGCGCGGUCUGGAAGAACGCACCUCAGAGAUAACCCGCUUUGGCGGCGAAGCAAAAUCCCACGUCCACCGCGCCUGGGACGGGUUUAUUGAUUUCGCAGCCCGGGAUAAUGUCCUCGAGGUCGCGCUUGGUCUGAUAAUCGCGCAAGCCUUCAACAGCGUCGUCAGCUCUUUCGUCACAGACAUUGUUCUCCCCGUGAUCUCGCUCCUCCCCUUCAUCAAUCGUAACAUGAACGCAAUGUUCGCUGUGCUCUCGAAAGGACCGAACUAUGACGAGAUGGGCGGAUACAAUACCCUCGAGCAGGCGUGGGAUGAUGGGGCGCUUGUUUUGGCGUAUGGGUCUGUGCACCCGCUGAGACCCGAUCCUACUUCGCAUACUGGCCAGUUGGAUAGGUUUAUCACAGAGUAUUUCGACGGCAGAUAGGUUGAUAGUCUCUUUCUUGAACAAGUGGUCAACUU
Molecule: messenger RNA, 458 nt
Organism: Aspergillus nidulans FGSC A4
Lineage: Eukaryota; Fungi; Ascomycota; Eurotiomycetes; Eurotiales; Aspergillaceae
Exons: 2
Coding region: 1-423 (140 amino acids)
Cellular component (GO): membrane
Source: RefSeq, a predicted model, not a curated record